AGAUUAUUGUUAAUUUUUUGUCAGUGUUCAUUCGGUGUUGUAGCAUUAUCUGCAGUAGUUGUUGGCUGUCGCGAAGGCAUAUUUCCAUUUAACAAAACUAAGUUACCCCAGACGGUUUAGCUGACAAGAGCGGCAUACGUUUGGGUGACAUUAUUCUUGAAAUAAACGAAGAAGACGCCACACAAUUAACGCUUGCCCAGGCACACGAAAAAAUUGACGCCGCAGGCAAAAAAAUACAUUUUCUAGUGAAAAGCAUGGAUGAUGACGAUAACUUGAAUGGCAAUGAACCUGGCGAAGAAAAAUCUAUUGUUUUGCGUGUACCGAAACCGCCACCGCCACCAAAAGAAUUCACCCCAACUCCCUUGCUUGGUUCUAGUUGUUGGCAUCCAGUUAUGUGGAAAGAUCCACCUAAACCACCACAACCCAAAAAAAAGAAAACUAAAACCAUAACCGAUGAGGAAGGCAAUGAAGUUGUAAUCGAAUUGAGUGAAGAUGAAUCUUCUGAUGAGGAAGAGGAGAAAGAGUUGCCACACUAUCGUAUUAUACGCAACAUAAGACGUUUCUUUACGGAAGUGGGUGAAAAUCAAGAACUUAAGAAUCGCGUUAUUGAAGACAUGCUACUGGCUCUUCCAAGUGCUUCUAAGAUGCAAAAAAAUUAAAAGCAGCAAAGUUUUGCGUUAUAAAAUAAACUCUAAUUAUUAACAA
Molecule: messenger RNA, 705 nt
Organism: Teleopsis dalmanni
Lineage: Eukaryota; Metazoa; Arthropoda; Insecta; Diptera; Diopsidae
Exons: 5
Coding region: 255-659 (134 amino acids)
Source: RefSeq, a predicted model, not a curated record